Cucurbita pepo subsp. pepo (vegetable marrow) is the source of this 1885-nucleotide messenger RNA. RefSeq lists its product as uncharacterized. NCBI's taxonomy places the organism in Eukaryota, Viridiplantae, Streptophyta, Magnoliopsida, Cucurbitales, Cucurbitaceae. The record is from RefSeq and is a predicted model, not a curated record.
GGGCACAAAAGGUCAAACAUUUGUGCAAGCAUGUGACCGAGUAUUUCGACAAUGGGAGAGAGAGUAUAGCAUGUCCGGUUAAAAAAUUGUUUAAAGACAAUGAAAACUUUUAAAGCAAGGUGAUUUGCACAAAUGUGUUAGUUGCAGUUGCAAAUGAUUUGGUGGUCGCACUGAAUAAUCCUGGAGAAUUUCAAGCCGAAUAGACCGGGAAGGUUUGUUGAACGAAAAUGGGGGAAGCCAUGGCCAUGGAUUCAUCUCUCACGAACUGGUUUCCGAACAAUGACCAAAAAGAAGAAGGAAGUCAUUCGCUUGGAGAGGGAGUCGGUUAUCCCCAUCCUCAAGCCCAGGCUUAUCAGCGCCUUGUCCAGCCGUCUCGAUUUUUCGGACCGGGAUGAGUUCCUGAAGUUUUGCCAGAGAGUUGAAUACUCAAUUCGAGCUUGGUAUCUUCUGCAUUUUGAUGAUCUUUUGCAUUUGUAUUCAUUAUUCGAUCCUAUACACGGGGCUCGAAAAUUGGAGCAGCAAAAUCUCUCGCCUGAAGAAACCGAUUCUUUGGAACAAAAAUUUCUAGGGAAACUGUUUCAGGUGAUGGAGAAAAGCAAUUUUAAAUUAACAACAGACGAGGAAAUCGCGGUUGCACUUUCUGGACAAUAUCGACUAAAUCUUCCCAUAUCUGUGGAUGAGUCCAAGCUUGACACGAAGCUUUUGACGAAUUACUUCAUGGAGAAUCCUCACGACAAUCUUCCAUAUUUUGCUGAUAAGUACAUAAUUUUCCGCCGUGGUAUUGGGAUUGAUCAAAUGAACGAUCACUUUUACCGAACAAAAGUAAAUGCCAUCAUUAAGCGAAUAUGGAUGUUCUUUCUCAAUAUCUUAGGGUUAAAGAGACUUUUAUUUGAAGCGUCAAGAAGCCACCAAAGUCAGGUAUUUUCAAAACAAAUUGAUAUCAGUACAGAUUCAGAUGAUGAUGGCUUGUAUGUUGAGCGGAUCCGCGUUGAGAACAUGUCACUUGGGUUCUCUAUGCUAUGGAACAAGAUUACAAUCCAAGAACCCACAUUUGAUAGAAUCAUCGUUGUUUACAGGCCAGCAAGUCCGAAUGAGGAGGUGGAGGAACGAGGUAUCUUCCUGAAGCAUUUCAAGAAUAUACCAAUGGCAGAUCUUGAGAUUGUGCUUCCGGAAAAGAAAAGUCCAGGUUUAACUCCAAUGGACUGGGUGACGUUCCUUGUGUCUGCUGCAAUUGGUCUGGUUACUGUUAUUGGCUCGCUUAGCGUCCCUAAAGCAGAUGUCAAAGUCAUUUUUGCUAUCCUCUCUGCAGUCGGUGGUUACUGUGUGAAAACAUAUCUCUCGUUUCAGGGUAAUUUAGUGUCAUAUCAGAGCCUAAUCACAAGCUGCGUGUAUGACAAACAACUCGACAGUGGAAGGGGCACUCUUCUUCACUUGUGCGACGAAGUUAUUCAGCAAGAAGUAAAGGAGGUGAUUAUUUCCUUCUAUAUAUUGAUGAAACAGGGAAGGGCUACAAAACAGGAGCUUGACAGGCGGUGUGAGGAGCUGAUUCAAGUUCAGUUUGAUCAGAGCUGUAACUUUGAAGUGGAUGAUGCGGUUCACAAGUUAGAGAAGUUAGGGAUCCUAAUCCGGGAUGCAGAUGGGGCUUAUUCCUGCGUAGAUUUGAGGAGUGCCAAUGACAUCAUAGGCAUCACCACGGAGGAGAUAGUUAAUAAAGCUAAAGAGGAUUGAUGCCUCCGCUACUUGAUACCAUAAUUAUACAGAAACUGUAUGUACUAUCUGCUCUCCAUUCUCACACAAUAUAAAGGCAGAGUUUGUUUUUAAAAGUUUUGUACUUUCAUCAUGCUUUCAACUGCAAUAGUUUCGUAAGGUAUGAAUUUAUUGAGUU